AUGGAUGUUGGAAAUCACACCAUCCUGACUGAAUUCAUCUUACUGGGUCUCUCAACAGACCCCCAGUGGCAACUAAUACUAUUUGGAAUAUUUCUGACUGUCUAUUUGGUAACCUUGUCAGGGAACAUGACCUUGGUUAUCUUAAUUCGUAUUGAUUCUCACCUGCACACACCUAUGUAUUUUUUCAUUGGCAAUCUGUCUUUCUUGGAUUUCUGGUACACCUCUGUGUACAUUCUCCUAGCAGCCAUGGCAUAUGACCGCCACAUGGCGAUCUGUAGCCCGCUACUUUAUUCAAGUUCUAUGUCUCAUUCUCUCUGUACCAGACUUGUUGCUGGCUCCUAUAUAGGAGGGUUCUUGAAUGCCAUAGCACAUACUGCCAACACUUUUCGCCUAAGUUUUUGUGGCAAAAAUAUCAUCGACCACUUCUUCUGUGAUGCUCUGCCACUGGUGAAGAUGUCAUGUACAGACACCAAGGUCUAUGAGGAGAUCGUCUUGGGUCUCGUGGGUUUCACGGUCCUCUCGAGCAUUCUUGUCAUCAUCAUUUCCUAUUUCCACAUUCUUCUUGCUAUUCUGAAGAUCCGCACGGCUUCAGGAAGGCGCAAAGCCUUCUCCACCUGUGCCUCACACCUGGUCUCGGUCACGCUCUUCUAUGGAUCCUUGCUCUUCAUGUACUCAAGGCCGAGCUCCACCUACUCCCUGAAGAGAGACAAAGUGGCUGCCCUGUUCUACACUGUGGUCAACCCACUGCUCAACCCUCUCAUCUAUAGCCUGAGAAACAAAGACGUCAAAGAGGCCUUCUGGAAAGCGACAAAGACCAUAAGACCUCAGAGAUGA
Bubalus bubalis (water buffalo) is the source of this 834-nucleotide messenger RNA. RefSeq names its product olfactory receptor 9G4-like. Lineage: Eukaryota; Metazoa; Chordata; Mammalia; Artiodactyla; Bovidae. The record is from RefSeq and is a predicted model, not a curated record. Gene Ontology annotation, molecular function: odorant binding; olfactory receptor activity; G protein-coupled receptor activity. Bases 1 to 834 code for a protein of 277 amino acids. Gene Ontology annotation, biological process: sensory perception of smell; G protein-coupled receptor signaling pathway. The transcript has a single exon. Gene Ontology annotation, cellular component: membrane.